UCUCAGGACGUGUUUGGUUCAACCUUUCACAGUACUCUUAGGUUUGCUGGCCUCAUCUUGCAGACUGCUGCUUACUCCUCUUGAGACAGGAUCCCAAGAUGGGGAGUUUGCACAAGACCACCUUCGUCCUCCUCAUAUUCUGCCUGGCGGUACUGGGAAGAGCGGAUUAUCCCAAGUACAAGGAUCCGAAGCAGCCUAUUGGUGCUCGCGUCGAGGACCUGCUUGCUCGGAUGACCCUGGCUGAAAAGAUCGGCCAGAUGACCCAGAUCGAGAGGGAAAACGCCACCGCAGGGGUGCUAUCCAAAUACUUCAUAGGUAGCGUACUGAGCGGCGGAGGAAGUGUGCCUUCCCCUCAGGCAUCUGCUGAGGCUUGGGUUUCUAUGGUGAAUGCGAUGCAAAAGGAUGCUCUUUCUACCCGCCUAGGUAUUCCGAUGAUCUACGGUAUUGACGCUGUGCAUGGUCAUGGUAACGUCUACAAGUCUACCAUCUUCCCACAUAAUGUUGGGCUUGGAGCUACCAGGGACCCUGAGCUGGUAAAGAGGAUAGGAGAAGCAACUGCUCUUGAAGUUAGGGCCACAGGAAUUCCUUACGUCUUUGCUCCAUGUAUUGCGGUUUGUAGAGACCCAAGAUGGGGACGGUGCUAUGAAAGCUACAGUGAAGACCCAAAGGUUGUCCAGUCAAUGACCUCAAUUAUCUCUGGGUUGCAAGGAGAUGUUCCAUCAGGUGAAGAGGGAAGACCAUACGUUGGUGGAAGUAAGAAAGUUGCUGCAUGCGCAAAGCACUAUGUUGGUGAUGGUGGUACUUUUAACGGGAUUAAUGAGGGCAAUACAAUCAUCGACAAAAAUGGGCUCAUGAAAAUCCAUAUGCCUGCCUAUUUUAAUUCUAUCAUCAGAGGUGUAUCGACUAUUAUGGUCUCAUACAACAGUUGGAAUGGAGAAAAGAUGCACGGCAAUCAUUUCCUAAUCACUGAUUUUCUCAAGAAGAAGCUCAAAUUUAGGGGUUUUGUGAUUUCAGACUGGCAAGGCAUUGACAGGAUUACUACUCCCGAACACUUGAACUAUACUUAUUCAAUUCAGGCUGGAAUUGGUGCGGGUAUUGAUAUGAUCAUGGUUCCUUUCGCCUACACAGAAUUCAUUGAUGGUCUGACUGCCCAAGUUAAGAACAACAUUAUCCCCAUGAGCAGAAUCGAUGAUGCUGUCUACAGGAUUCUUCGGGUCAAGUUUACCAUGGGUCUAUUUGAGAGCCCCUAUGCUGAUCCGAGUCUUGCCGGUGAACUUGGAAAGAAAGAACACCGGGAACUCGCUCAGGAAGCCGUCAGGAAGUCAUUGGUUUUGCUGAAAAAUGGUAAAUCUGCCUACACUCCAUUGUUGCCUCUCCCGAAGAAGGCUGGUAAGAUCCUUGUUGCCGGAAGCCACGCGGACAACUUGGGCAACCAGUGUGGAGGAUGGACAAUCACAUGGCAAGGGUUGACCGGCAACAACAACACUGCCGGCACGACUAUCCUCUCGGCGAUCAAGUCCAGCGUCGACCCCAGCACGCAGGUGGUCUUCUCAGAGAACCCGGACAGCACCACCUUAAGUGACAAGUACGACUACGCUAUCGUGGUGGUCGGCGAGCCACCAUACGCCGAGACGUUCGGCGACAGUCUGAACCUGACGAUCCCUGCCCCUGGACCCUCCGUGAUCCAAUCCGUCUGCAUGAGCAUCAAGUGUGUGGUGGUGCUCAUCUCCGGCAGGCCGCUGGUGGUGGAGCCGUACAUCGGUGCCAUUGACGCGUUCGUGGCCGCAUGGCUGCCCGGUACAGAGGGCCAGGGCGUUGCCGAUGUGCUCUUCGGCGACUACGGAUUCUCCGGGAAGCUCGCGAGGACAUGGUUCAAGUCGGUGGACCAACUGCCGAUGAACGUCGGCGACAAGCACUACGACCCGCUCUUCCCGUUCGGGUUUGGCCUCACCACCGAGGCGAAGAAGUGAAUGUAGUGAGGUGAUUGAGAUGGGAGGAAUUUUCGAUUGAGAUGUGAGAGAUGAUAUACAUCAAUUUGCGGUUGAUUUGUUAGAAAUAAAAGAGAUGCAUUCAUGA
Lolium rigidum is the source of this 2076-nucleotide messenger RNA. Its product is annotated as beta-glucosidase BoGH3B-like. The transcript has 10 exons. Gene Ontology annotation, biological process: glucan catabolic process. The coding region runs from base 99 to 1970 and encodes 623 amino acids. The record is from RefSeq and is a predicted model, not a curated record. Gene Ontology annotation, molecular function: beta-glucosidase activity. NCBI's taxonomy places the organism in Eukaryota, Viridiplantae, Streptophyta, Magnoliopsida, Poales, Poaceae.